CAUUACACAAGUUCUGCAGGCCAAAAACUCAAGGUUCAACCAGGGUUAGAUAUCACUCACGCUCCGGAGCGGCUUCCACAAGAUCUACAGCCAAACGGGUAGGAAGCAUUAAAGACGAUGGGAGACUGGGGCUUUCUGUCUGUGCUUCUGGACAAGGUCCAGUCCCACUCCACCGUCAUCGGGAAGAUCUGGAUGAGCGUCCUGUUCAUCUUCAGGAUCCUGGUGCUCAGCGCAGGAGCCGAAAGCGUCUGGGGCGAUGAGCAGUCCAGUCUGGUCUGCAACACCUUGCAACCCGGUUGCGAGAACGUCUGCUACGACUGGAAGUUCCCCAUCUCACACAUUCGCUUCUGGGUGAUGCAGAUCCUCUUCGUGUCCACCCCGACUCUGAUUUAUCUGGGCCACGCCAUCCAUGUCAUCCACAAGGAGAACAAACUGAGAGAGAAGAUCCAGAAACAACUGGGGAAAACGUUAAAGGAGCCCAAAUACACCGACGACAAGGGUCACGUGAAGAUCAAGGGCAACCUCCUGGGCAGCUAUCUCACCCAGCUCUUCUUCAAGAUCAUCCUGGAGCUGGCCUUCAUCGUGGGACAGUACUACCUGUACGGCUUCAUCAUGAUCCCCGAGUUCGCUUGCUCCAAAAAGCCCUGCCCGUACACCGUCGAGUGCUUCAUGUCACGCCCCACCGAGAAGACCAUCUUCAUUAUCUUCAUGCUGGUGGUGGCCUGCGUGUCCCUGCUGCUCACCGUGAUCGAGGUCUUCUACCUGCUCUGCACCAGGGUGCGCUGUCGCAGGGGGAGUCGGCACCUGAGGAACGCCACCUCGCCCGAGAACCCGGCCAGUCUGCCUCUGACGUGGUCGCCGGACGAUCCUCUGACACAAAACAAGCUGAACAUGCAGUACGAGGAUCAGGCGCAUAAGCCCAACAGCGCCGCCGAGGUCAAAACGCUCCUAGAGGGGCAUUAGGUUUAGUUUUAGAUUUAGGUUUAGUUUUGGUUUUUAGAAGAGCUAAAAUAUUCCAUCGUGUACCUGAAGCACUGUGUUUAGAGUAAUGAUCACCACACACUCAUGGCCCAGUUGAUCUGUAAAUAAAUUAAUAAAACUCGUCUGACAGACUUACAGUAACUUUACACCAAAUAAACGUCAAAAAUGCUUUUCUUUUUUUAAUGCAUUUUUCUCCUGAUUUUAGUGCGUCCAAUUUUUUACCCAAUUGCGUUACGCCUCCUCUGUACUGAUGCCGACUCCUGCCCCGAUUGAGGAGAGCGAGACACACACCCCCUCCGACACAUGUGCAGUAUUGCCUGCAUCUUUUCACCUGCUCGAGGCGAGUUCAUAUGCGGAUCAGCCUUGUGUGCAGAGAGCCACACCCUGAUCAACAGAUUAUUCCUCUACUCUGUGCAGCACCAUCAAUCAGCCAGCAGAGGUUGUAAUCUAGCCUAUCCGGCUCCCUCCCUGUAUGAACAACAGCCAUUCGUUGUUCAUGUGGCCGCCCAGCUCAGCCGGAUGGCAGAGCUGAGACUCGAUAAGAUGUAUUAGAAAUCCCAGCUCUGGUGUGCUAGUGUGCUUUACCACGGCUCCACCUGAGCAGCAAAAAUGCAUUUCUGAUUGCUAGGUUUUCAGACAGACCCCGUUUCUACAACUAGUGACCCAACAACCUAAAUAUAUACUAAAUAGAACUGGUAGUUGGGGGUGCCCGUUUUGACACAGAAAGACGAUUUUUGUGACUUUGAAGUAAUAAAAUAGUGAUAUUGUUAGUAGAUUAAGAGACUCAUUACAUUUACCCGUGUUUAUCUGUGUUUUUCUCUCAGUUACAUUUUCACUUUUACUACUAACUAGUGACCUCAGAAUGUAGGCUUAAUAAGUCAGGUUCUAAUCAUGAGCUAAGAUAUAAAAGUACGUAAGGCGUCUGUGUGUCUCCUUUUAUUUGAAACUGGUAUUUUUAUUGACUGUUGUGACUCCGGUUGCCAUGUUAUGCCCUAUUCCGUCAGUAUUUGAUCCCGAGUAGGACAUUAUUAUAAAGGAUAAAUAAUGUACAGUAAAUAAAACGAAUAAACAUUUUUAUAUCAUAUAUUUUUAUAAAACAUUCAA
Trichomycterus rosablanca is the source of this 2085-nucleotide messenger RNA. It is a transcript of the gene gja13.1, whose product is annotated as gap junction protein alpha 13.1. The transcript is spliced from 2 exons. Gene Ontology annotation, biological process: cell-cell signaling. NCBI's taxonomy places the organism in Eukaryota, Metazoa, Chordata, Actinopteri, Siluriformes, Trichomycteridae. The coding region runs from base 118 to 963 and encodes 281 amino acids. Gene Ontology annotation, molecular function: gap junction channel activity. The record is from RefSeq and is a predicted model, not a curated record. Gene Ontology annotation, cellular component: connexin complex.